Molecule: messenger RNA, 677 nt
Organism: Mugil cephalus (flathead mullet)
Lineage: Eukaryota; Metazoa; Chordata; Actinopteri; Mugiliformes; Mugilidae
Product: protein Bouncer-like
Exons: 3
Coding region: 198-578 (126 amino acids)
Source: RefSeq, a predicted model, not a curated record
UUGAAUUUAAUCACCAGAAUAUCAAGAGAGACAAGAAGAGGUUUCUACCUUCAGAUGUCUGCAGCCGGGCCGGGCCGAGGAGUCGUCGCUUCUCUUUUCUCCAACAUGACAACGGCUGAUUUAUCCUAGAAAAUAUCAAGAAAGAGACACAGAUCAGAGAUUUCCCUCCUUCAGAUAGAAAACAGUGAGAAACAGUGAUGUCGAAGCUGCUCUGUCCUCUGCUUCUCCUGACUCUGCUCCCAGCUGUGGUUCCCCUCUUCUGUUACACGUGCGUGUUUCCGGCCAUCUCGCCUCUGGACUGCAUCAGGUACCCCAUGAAGUGCCCCCCGGGGCAGCUGUGCCUGUCCAGCCGGGCCGUGGGCCAGAAAGGGGACUUCCGGGUGGUGCUGUACGAGAAGAGCUGCGUCCUGCCCGCGCUGUGCGGAGUCACGGGAGAAAAGUACGCAAUGGGCCUGAACUUCACCUUCACCAACGAGUGCUGCAACACGCACCUGUGCAACGAGGCGGCUGCAGCCCCGGCCGCCCUCUGCUGGACGGUCACGCUGCUCGCCCUCCUCUCCCUGCAGUCAGCCUGGUGACCGCAACCACUCCGACGCGAGGAGGAUGUAACCGCAUCUCCCUGAUGCCAUUUCUACUGUUUUUAUCCGAGUUGUGUUGAAAUAAACUUCUAUAAUCUC